UUGGCCCCGCCUCCGAUGCAAAGGCCCCGCCCCUCCCGCUCCCGCCAAUGGGCGCGGGCGCUGCCGGUGACGCGCCGGCCCCGCCCCUCCCGGCGCUCGGUUUCUGUUUCGCUCCGGGCCCGCGGGGCCGCCGCUGUCGCCGUCGCGAUGGAGCCGCAGCCCGACAGCCUGGAGGGGUGGGUGGCCGUGCGCGACACCGCCUUCGCUGAGCCUCAGCCGCCGCCGCGGCUCCGCUUCCUCGUGGGGUGGAACGGCGCGGAGGGCGCGUUCGCGGUGACCUGCCACGGCCGGGCGGAGGCGGCGGAGCAGGCCCCGCAGAGCUGGGCCGGGCUCUUCUCGGCGCCGGCCCUGCGCGGCGUCCACCGGCAGCUGUCGGCCGUGUGCCCGCGCCUAGAGCCCGCCUUCCCCGAGCUGCCGCCCGCGCUGCCCGGCGCGGCCUCCGGCGGGCUCUGGGCCGUGCUGUUCCCCGGCGGCGCCGCGCCGGACGAGGCCGAGCUGCAGGAGCUGUGCCGGGCGCUGGAGCUGUACCUGGGCUGGGCCCUGGAGCUCUGCGGCGGCCGCGUGGUGCUGGACGCGCUCUUCGCCGCCGACCGCUGCUGCGACGACGAGUACUUCGAGAGCCUCCAGGAGCUCCGCGGGAAGGCCCUGCGCGGCCACCUGGCCCGGGCCAAGGAGGCCCUGCGGCGGGUUCUGCAGCAGCAUAAAAGUGCUGACACAAUGGUGGCUUUGAUGAAGGUUUAUGAAGAAGAAGAUGAAGCUUAUCAGGAUUUGGUCACCAUGGCAACACAAUUCUACCAGUAUUUGCUGCAGCCCUUCAGAGAUAUGCGAGAGCUGGCGACACUGUACAAACUGGAAAUCCUGAAAUCUUUGCAGUAUGAUAAGUUGGGGCCUAGAAGAGUAGCAGCUUUGCAGAAGGAUGCUGAUGAAUGGACUAAGCGAGCUGAGAGUGCUGUGUGCUCCAUUCAGGAUAUCACAGUGAACUACUUCAAGGAAACUGUGAAGGCUCUGGCAGCAAUGCACAAACAGAUGGAGCAAGAUGAGGAGAGAUUUGGUAAAACCACCUGGGCAUCAGCUGUGCCACGACUAGAAAACCUGAAAUAUAUGUUAGCAAAAGAAACCCUUCAGCAUCUGAGGGCGAGAGAGUUGUGCCUGAAACAGAAGAGAAGUGGCAUUCAAAAACUCAUGGAGAAUCUUGGUGAACAAGAAGAGAAUUUAGGUAUAGUGGAGGAGCUGGAAAUACAGUAUUAUGAAACACAGCUGGAAUUAUAUAAUGUACAGCUUGAAGUAUUGAAACAUGAAGAGAUGCUGCUUAUUGUACAGCUGGACACUGUAAAGAGACAGAUUAAAGAGAAACAGGAUGAAGUUGUUUACUAUGAUACAUGUGAAAAUCCUGAGGAGCUCAAGGUCAUUGAACAGACCAUGGGACAACAUUACGCUAACCUGUCAGCAAUGACGGUGCUGAGGCAGAAGACUAAGCAGUUGGAGACAAAGCGUGGGACUGUCUGUGCGAGGAGAGCCUACCUCAGGAACAAAAAAGAUCAGUGUGAGGCGAGCCACCGGCAGAGACUGCAACAGGCGGAAGAGAGCAGAAAGCGCUUCCAGCAGCAUCACAGCAUCCAGAUAAAGAGAGACAAACAAAAAGAGGAGGAGAAAAAGAAAAAAGCUUGGAUAAGCCAGGAACGUCAGAAAACGCUGGAGAGGCUGAAAGUAUUCAGGGAGAAGUGUCCAGCUCAUGUUGUUCUGAAAACAUCUCGUCCCCAGCCUCGCAGUCCCAGGUUGCCACGAGGCAUCCCUCAGCAGGCUGUGGUGCUGUCUCCUCCACCUGCAUCAAGCCCAGGGGCAGCCCCAGCAGUUCUGUCCCCUGCACCCUCUUCGAGAGUAAGGGCAGCUCUCGAGCAGCCACAGAGCAUUCUGCUUGUAGAAGACAAGGAACCAAAAGCUUCAGAUCAGAAUACCCCAGCAGAUACCCCUGUCCAGAUUUUUGUUACUGAUGGUGACACAGAGGAACAAAAGCACAGCGAGGAAUUGAUGGUCUCUCCAUGCUCACCACCCCCUCCUCCACCACCUCCUCCCUUGCCCCCUCCACCCCCACCUCCCCCUCUACCUCUCCAGUUAAAAACACCAUCAGCAACAGAGGAUAAACCACUUCCCCUCAGCUCUGAUAGCCCCUCAGAAAGCCCUGCACUGCACAAUCAGGAUGACUCACCCAGGAGGUCUAUAAAUAAUUGCAUAGGUUCCAUGGAUGAAGUUUUGGCUUCUCUGAAGCGCAGUGAAGUUCACCUUCGCAGAGUGGAGCAGCCAAAUCCAUACGCCUCUGUGAAGGACAACAUCCUCUCUGCCAUCAGGCAAGGGGUUAAACUAAGGAAAGUGAAUCGAGAUACUGAGAGAGAUGGCAGCAGAGGAUCCCCUAAUUCCCCUAAUGAGCUGGAGAGAAGCAUUAAGGCAGCCAUGCAGAGAAUUAAGAAAGUGUCUGCUGAUUCUGAAGAAGAGGAGGACAACGAUCAGAAUAAUGGAGAGUGGGACAGCUAACCAGCCUAACAGACCUACUGACUGGAACAGAGUGUGUGCCUCAUUUUGCACAUCGGAGAAGACUGUCCCUGUCACAGGGAAAGAACUGCGUGAUGGUGUGUGGUGUUCUCAUAGUCCAAAAUGUCUUGUCAAGUAAAAGAAUCCUGCUGAUUUUCUGUAGGAGCUACAGAUGGAUAUUUUUGCAUGAUAAAUCAUACUCCAAAUUAUGCUUGCACUAAUAGGUGUUCCUGGCUCAACCAUGUAGUGUUUUCACCACAACUGAAGACAGCUAAAAUGCUGGAUUUAAGCACAUAUGAUUUAGAUUGUUACUACACAGUGGGUAAUGCUAUCACAACAAAGUUUAAGGAGUGAAAAUAUAACUGAAAAUCUCUCUUGUCAGAUAAAAGUAGAAGCAAAUCUGUGGUGACAGAGGCAGACCAGAAAAUUUAGCAUGAUCUGGAAUCUUUCACUCCUACCUCCAUUGUCCAGAAAAUUCUUAAACAUUUUGCUUGUCUAAUACAGUUCACUCUUAAAUAACUCUGUGGGUAUUCCAUUUAUCAUCAUGUUAGAAAGUGUGCACUUAUGGAUGGCUUGAUAAUGCUGAUUGGGAGAAUCAGUUUCAUGUUUGAAAUAAACACUACUGCAGUAAUUACUGGAAAGUUUACUGUUUUAGCUGAAAGAUUAAGUAUAGAGAACUUUUAGAUGUUAAAUAUUUUUCAUACAUCUGCAUUUACAACGACCUGUUGACAUGAAAGAAAGAGCCAAAAUAUUGUAUACAGUAUUUUUCAGGAUUUAGUCCUGUAAUGCAGGGCUGCAUUUCUCCACUGAGAAUUUCAAUAUAUGUUUAUAGCUACUCUCAUGAAUUUAAAUUACCUGACGGCCUUACAAAUGGCAGGUAUUUACAGUGUGCCUGGAAGCUGACUAUUUCAAAAUUCAGCUACAUUCAAUUUAGAGACUCUUGCUAUUUUGGGUAGAUAGUGGCACAAAUUAUUAAAGUUUUUUUUUUUUUUUUUAAGUUUAUACUGACCCUUAAUAAAAAUAUAUCUUGACAGAAGAA
Molecule: messenger RNA, 3565 nt
Organism: Motacilla alba alba
Lineage: Eukaryota; Metazoa; Chordata; Aves; Passeriformes; Motacillidae
Gene: WHAMM
Product: WASP homolog associated with actin, golgi membranes and microtubules
Exons: 10
Coding region: 16-2529 (837 amino acids)
Biological process (GO): Arp2/3 complex-mediated actin nucleation; endoplasmic reticulum to Golgi vesicle-mediated transport
Cellular component (GO): cytoplasm; endoplasmic reticulum-Golgi intermediate compartment membrane
Molecular function (GO): Arp2/3 complex binding; actin binding
Source: RefSeq, a predicted model, not a curated record